Messenger RNA from Pistacia vera, 1450 nucleotides. RefSeq names its product serine/threonine-protein phosphatase 7 long form homolog. NCBI's taxonomy places the organism in Eukaryota, Viridiplantae, Streptophyta, Magnoliopsida, Sapindales, Anacardiaceae. The transcript is spliced from 3 exons. The coding region runs from base 243 to 803 and encodes 186 amino acids. The record is from RefSeq and is a predicted model, not a curated record.
GGAUCCAGUUGCUCCAGAUGUGUGAAGCUGUAAAGAAUGAGGUGCAAGUUCAUAAGUUGAGAUGGUCAGUCAGGAGAAUUACCUGCAGAUCCAUUAGGAUGCAGAGAUGGAGGUCUCCUGUCAUCCGUUGAGAUAACCCUCAGAGGGCAUUGAUUUUUUAUCGAGACCAGCUUGAUCAACAGACAUAUGAUCAGGUUUACUUUUGACUAAGUGUUCUUUUAUAAUCUUGUACAUUUGAUGAGAUGCACAUGGUUGUGCUAGUGCCUACUUUUAAGUGGAUCUUCCCCAUCAAAAUUCAAAUGAUGUGGCAACCAUACACGUAUGAGUUACUUGUGUCCCCAGCAGAUGUAUGUGUUAGAGACCAGCAUGUAUGGAGGACAACUGCUCCACUUAUUUGCUUUGAUAUUGUUGAGUGGCAUCGUCCCGACAGAGUUCUACGCCAAUUUGGUCUCCAACAAGGAAUUCCUGUGCAGUGUGAUAGUGAGGUGAAAAUUCAUGCAAUUGAUAGACGGGGUAGACAUUAUUACAACUGGAAGGCAUAUCAUCAACAAUAUAUCAAGUUAUGGGCAGUUGGAGAGAAGAGUAUAGUUACCAUUGAGCCUAAGGAUAGCACUAUGCAUUAUCAUGAUCCAUACAUGAAGUGGUAUAGAAGCAUAACUCAUCGUUUGAUUACCCCACUCACUCAAAAACCUCAUAAGCGAAUUCAACCUGCUAGUGGGAUGUCACAUUUACUGAAGGUCCAUAGCUUGACAAAUAUUCACAAUCAAUGCAUUACAACCCUUGGUACUUUUACCUACCAGUGAUAGUGCUAUGCAGUCAUUGAUAGAUAUUCAGAUUAUGUGCACUCAUGUGUUGCAAAUGAUUGGGGAGAUUCGACACCUUGAGACAAUAACAGCACCUACCACAACCAUGGCACCGCCAUCUCCUUUACAAGGUAAUAAUAUGGAAGGGCUACCUCUUCUAAUAUCACAAAUGCCAACCAAAACUAAUCUCUGUCAGUGAGAGGGCGAGGUACAGCCAAAGGUCAAGGCAAAGGACUUGGCAUACAACAAAAGGCAAUGGAACAAGUAAUAACAUCACAACAUUCAUCCCCACAAGUGGUGGUAGCAUCGCCCACAGCUCCAUCACAGAGUUAUGAUAUUUAUAUAGAAGAGCCUUUAACUCUCAAUUUGGAGGGGUCUGCGGCACCAGUAGGGUCAGUGCAUCCACUCAAAGGUGAGCAAAGAAAGUGCCACUUUAUCCAUACUCUGAUUUUGAGGGGUCACUAUGUCUCACUCAAGUCGACUCCAGCCAUGCAACUACACAUAAGAAGAAGCCUAAGUUCCUUUGAUGUUUUUGAUGAUGAGUCUUAUGUGUUGAUACUUCUUGUUCUUUGAACCUGCGGAUACAAAACAAUCUUCAUUAACUUUAGGAUGGAAUUUUUUCAAGAUUUUUAACAUUAGGGUUUAUU